AUGUAUGAAGAACGACGUGGAACCCCGUUUCGGUUGUGCUUCCUCCCUACCCAAAUGCAGGUGGGAGUGGAGAAGUAUGGUUAUAGUCCUGAAAAGUUAUUAAAUAAUUAUCGUUCUAGCUUCUUGCGUAAUGCCUAUGGAUCCAAGAAGGUCUAUCUACCAUUGAAUUAUGGCACUCAUUGGUAUUUGGCAGUGGUAUUGACAGAAUCAAAACAAGUACAUCUGGUUGACUCAGCACCUAUGACAGACCGCAAUGGAAAUCGUAUGAAAGUUGUAGGACGCAUGAUGGCAUUUUUACAUGAUUUAUUUGAAAAGCUAUACUAUGAGCUAGAGAAGAUGAAUGAAGCGCCAAACAUCCGCAAUUUUCAGUUGAUCAUUCCUGAUAAGGUUCCUAUACAAGAAAACGGGUAA
This is a messenger RNA of Linum trigynum, 411 nucleotides long. The record is from the annotation of a GenBank genome assembly. NCBI's taxonomy places the organism in Eukaryota, Viridiplantae, Streptophyta, Magnoliopsida, Malpighiales, Linaceae.